Anopheles moucheti is the source of this 2644-nucleotide messenger RNA. Its product is annotated as PR domain zinc finger protein 1-like. Gene Ontology annotation, cellular component: nucleus. The coding region runs from base 144 to 1658 and encodes 504 amino acids. The transcript has a single exon. Lineage: Eukaryota; Metazoa; Arthropoda; Insecta; Diptera; Culicidae. The record is from RefSeq and is a predicted model, not a curated record.
UCGCUUCUGGAGCAAUACCGUAUAAAAACUGCAAGCGAAGACAAAUCACGUAACAGUCGAAAAUUUUCCUCUUAGCAGAGUGGAAGGAUAAUCCGGGAAACGUGUUGAAGCUCGAGUAUACAGCGUCCGCGUCCGUGCACAAAAUGCAAACCAAUACUAUCGAAAUAAUGGCAAGUGAUCAGUUCAGUGGUUCGUGGAGUGCGAUUCCUUACGGUUACGGCGACUACAGUGUGCCGCCGAGUGCGGACUGGAUGACGUCCCCGUCAACGAACCUGGAAAGUGCCCGGCAAAGUUGUGAAUCCCUGGCGCAGCAAAAUAAUUUCUUCCAGCCGACGAACGGAAGAGCAAUUCAUCGGCACUCAUCGCAGUCCUCACCAGCGGAAGCUGCCGAGGCCGAGGCCACUAUAAACAGCUAUCCUUACGCGGUCCCGUAUCAUCAUCAUCAGCAUCAGGCAGCAAACUAUGGACCGAAUCCGCAUGUGCAGCAAAAUCAUCCGCAGAAGCAGCCGCAACCGGCCAAGAAGAUUGCCUCAAACAGUGCACGAUAUGUUCCUCACGGUUACUACACCCAAACUGGGCGUACAUUGACAUCCGCUGCUGCUGGAUCACCAGCGCCCCAGCAGAGCUUGUAUCCUUCCCCACCGGGCCAGGUGCUGUCGACGGAAGAAACGAACUACAAUGGCAAACCGUUCGGUAUGGUUUACAUGAAUGGCAACCAUCCAUCGGCUCCAAUCGGCUACACCGGCUACACGGAACCUGUGCUGACCAGCUUAUGCAGUGGACCAGUUAGCAACGAUCUGUACCAACCGUACAAUGUGUCCCCCAUGAGCUAUGGCGAGAGUGCAGCGGCAUACCCUGCCAUUGGUCUGAGUACGUUGGAAUCACCGUUCGCACCACUAAAGUACGACGCGUGGACUUCGGAAUCCUCCAUCAUCCAACCGUUGAUGUCACCGAUGGAACACCCGAUUGCGAUCAAGCAGGAAUAUAUUCCAUCCGCGUUUAAUACUCCCUCGCCAUCUACCAUCACCGGUGGAAGCUGCAUCAAGAUGGAGCUUCUGUCCGAUUCAUCGCUAUCGCCUCCUCCGGGAAAUAACCAUCCGGCGGAAGUGCACGGAUCACAUGACGCUUGCAAAUCACCGUCUUCGUCUCAUCUGCUACCUCCACCGAACGACAAAAGGUCAAACAGCAAUCCCGGCACCAUGCCAGUGAAAAAAGCGACCCGCAAAACGAACAACUACGGUGACCAGUACGCUUGUCUCGAAUGCAGCCGUACCUUUGCGCGGCAGUGCGGUCUGACGCAGCACACAAAGUGGCACCAUUCGGGCGAGAAACCGUUCCGCUGCAUCACCUGCGGGAAGUGUUUCAGCGAACAGAUCGCACUGGACGAUCAUCUCGAGCGGCACACGAGCACCGACAAACCGUACCAAUGUCUGCUGUGCCCGAAAGCGUUCUUUCACAAGAACGAUCUGCGCCGGCACGGGUUCCAGCACUCCGGGAAGGCACCGCACGCUUGCCGGUACUGUUCGAAAACGUUCGCCCGGAAAGACCACUGCCACAGCCAUGAAGGAUCACACGAGCGGAAAAUGCAGCGCAAGCAGCGAAGAACAAAACGGGUAUCGGUUGCUCACGAGGAGCAGCUGCAAAGCCAACAGAGUUAAGGAAGAGAUCGCCAUGUGGACGAAAUAUAGAGCAUCGUGAUAUUCGUUAAUUUAUUGUAUGUUAAUUGUAAAAACGAAAUGUACAAGUGACUAUGACUGGGGGGCAACAAGGUCCGCGACAUAAUAUGUGAUUUGAUUGUAUAAAAUGUUACAAUGCACAAGUACAAGUUAGUUGUUUAAGACAUUCGAAGAAAGGACAAUCAUGUACAGUGAUCGUACAAAUAAAAAGGAAAAGAAAAAGCCCAUAGAAAGGUUAAUUACGAAAUUCGCCACUAUUUGCUCAAAGUAAAAGGUAAAUGAUUAUAAUAUUGUUACGGACUAGAUUGACAACGUAGAAGGAAUGGAAGUGUUCCAUAUCACGCAAAGCAGCUAUCUAUUUAUCUAUGAAUACCAAUGCCAACGUAUCUUUGUCCUACAUUUCUCCACAAACAGUUAUCGUUUCGCAGUGAGCCCCAAAUCAACCAAAAGUUUAUAACAAUGUUUGACAAUGAUGUAACCUUCGACUUGCAAUCUAGUAGAACUUGUUUCACAUUAUUUAUGCACAAUGCCUCUCUUUUAGCGUUAUUGUACCUAGCUAUUCGAGUUGAUGCGAAGUAAUGGAAGAUGAAGUUACACAAUCUACUCCCCAGGGAGGACAGGUCCACACUGUAAGGAAGGCUCACAUCUCCUCUCCUGUCAGAAGUGGUUACAUCGCUCAACCAACCGUAAUUCAAUUGUCCUUUUUUAUUUGUAUGAAUGGUUGAUACACGGUAUGUACACGGUUGCGUUUGCCAGAUCGAAUAAAUUCGCAAAUGCGAAAUGUGAUAAUACGCAACCGCAUUAGAGUAAUCCAGCGGUUCUAGGCGGUUGAAAAAUCUAGCGCGUACAGACCAUGUGCAGGAAUUGUUAACCAACAAAAAAAAAUAUUUAGAUAAUUAAAACUAACUUUCGCUCAAGGAGUCAGUUCAUCGAUGGACGGCACCAAUCCGCUCCUAGGGGUACCUCAU